This is a messenger RNA of Oryza brachyantha (malo sina), 1473 nucleotides long. Its product is annotated as nuclear speckle RNA-binding protein A-like. Gene Ontology annotation, molecular function: mRNA binding. The record is from RefSeq and is a predicted model, not a curated record. The transcript has 7 exons. Lineage: Eukaryota; Viridiplantae; Streptophyta; Magnoliopsida; Poales; Poaceae. The coding region runs from base 108 to 887 and encodes 259 amino acids.
CUCAAACAACACGUCAUUCCCUCCCUUCCUUCUCACUCCGCCACCUCUCUCUCUGUCCCCUCGAGGCGAAUCCAGAAGCUUCUAGAGGGAGAGGCCCACGGGUCGCCAUGGCCGACGCGUACUGGAGGUACGCCGCUGCCGCCGACGCGCGCCAGCAGCAGCAGCAGCUGCAGCUGCCUCCCUCCGCCGCCGGGAUGCCGCCCCCCGCGGCGGCACCUCAGGUUGCCGCCGCCGCCGGGCAGCCACUCAAGCGGCCCCGCCCCGCCGACUUCUCCGAUGUACCUGGUGGUGCUCCUGAAAUGUCUGGUUAUUACUCUCGAGAUGAAGAAAGGGCAGAGUAUCGUCCUGCCAGAGAUACUGCAGCUCUUAACGAUUCGUACGAACGCUUUCUACGUACUGGGCAAAUUCAAUCCUAUGGCGCUGGACCUGCUGCUGAAUCUAUAAGGCCUGCUGCAGGUGGCAAUGCUGGCUACCCAAUUGAGGAUCGUCCAAUAAUGGCUGGUGGGAACAUGGAUGGAAGAAAUAUUGGUUUUGGUGGUGGGAUGCCAGAGCCUGCCCUUCCACCAGAUGCCUCAAAUACAUUAUUCAUUGAAGGAAUUCCUACUGAUUGUGCACGUCGAGAAGUUUCUCAUAUCUUCCGACCAUUUGUUGGUUUUCGUGAGGUGAGACUUGUAAACAAAGAAGCAAGACAUCCUGGUGGGGAUCCAGUUCUGCUAUGUUUUGUUGAUUUUGAAACUGCUACUCAAGCUGCUAUUGCUAUGGAUGCCUUGCAAGGCUACAAAUUUGAUGAGCAUGAUCGCAAUUCCCCUCAUUUAAGGCUCCAGUAUGCUCGUUUUACUGGUCCCAGAGGGGGUUCAGGGCCUGGUGGUGGUCGUGUUAGGCGUUAAGUUGGUCCUGCUGCCAGGCAUGAUCGCAUGGAAUGGUCAAGUGAAAUGAUGAUAGUUGUUUGUUGCUCUAGAUAUGUUCCUCCGUAGUGAUAGGACUGGUAGCCUUCUGUUAUUCCAAGGUCCAACUUUGGUGCCUUGGCUUUGUGAGAUGUUUUCUGACUCGAUGGAAUAGUUAAACAUGAAAGCUGAAAACAAUUGUGGCAUCGUGCAGAUGUGAUGCCUAUGCCUGUUAUAUUUGGAUAUAUACUGAAUUAUAUCUCGAGACAGUUUUGCCGAUUAAUACAUGUUGGGAGAAUGAUUUCAUCCGUUUGGUUAAAUGAGCACUUCCUCCCUUCGCGUGAUAUAUGUAAUCAUGCAAAACUAGUGCAACUGUUUUUUUUUUUUUAUGGUAGGUUUAGCUGCUCUCCGAUUUGCACACGUUGGGAUGACAUGCGUACAAGUUUUUCUAUUUGUAAUCCUACCAAGAUGCCAAGGUCUCCACUCGAGAGAAGGGAAAGCUGAAGAAAAUUUUGACUCCACUGGAACAGGAAGUUUAAUAUCUUUUCAUGAAUGUAUCUAUACCUAUACAUUAAUUGGAAUGGAUGUU